AUGCCUUCCUCAUCCCCCACUACAAGCGCUGGCGUCCUUCUGGCCUUUCUCCAACCUAUCUCAACCGAAAGUGACGAAGCAUCGGCGAACGAAAAAAUCGAUCUCCUGCCCACGGCCAUAACAGCCAACGUACUGGGUAUCAAGACCGCCAGACAGUACAGAGCGGCAAAUAUAGAAUACAAAAAGCGACACCUUGUCAUAUGCGAGACAGAAGAUUUGGCACGUGUCAACGUGAAGCAGAUGCUGAAAUUCCUGGAAGGAGAGAAUAUAGGUGGGAAGUGGGAUAUCAGGGCAUAUAGGGAGGUCGAGAUCUUCGAUUUGGAGAAGAGCAGUAGUACGUCCUUUCUGUGUCAUAGCCGACCGGAAGAUGAAGGAACUGUGAAGUAUUUCCCUUUGCUGACUGUACGCAUAGAAGCUGCAGAGACAAUCAUGGUAGCGCUUAUGCAACCAUCACCUGCCGGUGCCGCAGAUUUAGACGCUUGGUAUCGUGAAGAGCAUAACCAACAGAUGUCUGAGCAACCAAGCUGGCUAAGAACAUGCCGGUAUUCACUCGUAUCACAACAAACCAGUACUUCCGGUGGAAGCGAAGGGCUCCAAGAGCUAUCCUUCCUAGCUAUCCAUGAGUUCGGAGAGGGAGAACAGUUAGGCGAUUCAGUCAAAGCGCUGGAGCCAAUCAGCGAAUGGACGAUGAAGGUCAUGAAAGAUGCGGUGGGGAUUGACGCUGCGAUCUAUCGGAGAACAUGA
Molecule: messenger RNA, 744 nt
Organism: Alternaria arborescens
Lineage: Eukaryota; Fungi; Ascomycota; Dothideomycetes; Pleosporales; Pleosporaceae
Exons: 1
Coding region: 1-744 (247 amino acids)
Source: RefSeq, a predicted model, not a curated record